GCCAGGAAAAUUUUUUAGUUCUCAUUCUCGGAGAAGGAAAAGAAAAAAGAAAAAAAGGAGAGAGAGCGAGAGAGGAUAAAGAAGCGCGUUGUCAGGGUUUGGAUCAAUUCAGGGGGCCUUGAAGAAAUCUCUUGAAUAACUGAUGCCCAUCCUUCUAGCAUGGACUCACAUCAGCUUUUCAAAUAUGGAUUGACUGGUGCAGAUGUAUCUUGUGAAUUCCCUUCUCCAAGAACUCUAGCAUAUACUGAAUGGGCGUUGGGUCCUAUUAAAUUUGGUACAGGGAACUCGCCCAAUUCUCCUCUUUCUAGCAAGUUCGAAUCUGUACUGAGCAACAGUCAGGAGCAGCAUAGCUCCACAGAGAGCAUCUCAGGGGUCAGCCUUUCCCAGUAUUCACCACUAGAAACCAACAGCUCAUUCAAGCAAACCCAUAUUCAUCGUUCAGAGUGUGUCCAGGUACCAUCUAAUUCAUCUUAUGCAGUUUCUAGUCAAAGCAUGAGGCAUGCUUUACAAGAGAUUGAAACUGUUCUUAUGGCUCCUGAUACUGAUGAGACAACAACUAGUACCAAUCUGGAGUCUGAUGAAAACAAACAACCUCAGCUCAGAAAGCAGCCAUCAACGACUUGGAGCCAUGAGUCUUGCAUGGAACCUCCUGCUGUUGUCCAGCCCCAGUAUAUUUCUGGCAGAUAUUCAAAGCCAAGCCAUGAAGCCCGUCCUGAGAAACGUCUUAGAGAGAUGAGGGAAUUUCCACAGAAUGAUGUGAAACAGAUGUUGAUCAGGUGUGCUGAAGCUUUGACUGAGAACAAGAUAAAUGAGUUUGAAAUGCUGGUCCAGGAAGCUCGUAGUUAUGUCUCCAUUUUUGGAGAACCAAUCCAGCGUCUGGGUGCUUACAUGCUAGAAGGCUUGGUGGCAAGACAUGAGUCUUCUGGCACCAACAUCUACCAUGCCCUGAGGUGCCAACAGCCUGAAAGCAAAGAACUUCUUUCCUACAUGCGGAUCUUGUAUGAUAUCUGCCCCUACUUCAAAUUUGGUUACAUGGCAGCCAACGGAGCAAUUGCUGAAGCACUGAGGCAUGAGGACAGGAUCCACAUUAUAGACUUCCAAAUUGCUCAAGGGACUCAGUGGGUCACUCUAAUACAGGCACUAGCUGCUCGGCCUGCUGGUCCUCCACAUGUUCGGAUCACAGGGAUCGAUGAUCCAGUGUCAGAGUAUGCCCGAGGAGAUGGUUUGCAGCUUGUUGGGAAGAUGCUAUCUGAUAUGUCCAAGAAGUUCAACAUCCCUUUGGAGUUCAAUGCCCUCACCGUCUAUGGGCCGCAGGUCACAAGAGAAAUGCUAGACAUUCGACCAGGUGAAGCACUUGCUGUAAAUUUUACUCUUCAGCUCCACCAAACCCCUGAUGAAAGCGUUGAUGUGAAUAACCCCAGGGAUGGAUUGCUUAGGAUGGUGAAGGGAUUGUCACCAAAAGUGACUACUUUGGUGGAGCAAGAGUCCAACACCAACACAACCCCAUUCUUGAUGAGAUUCUUGGAGACAUUGGAUUACUACUCUGCAAUGUUUGAAUCAAUUGAUGUAACUCUGCCAAGGGAUAACAAAGAGAGGAUACAUGUGGAGCAGCACUGCCUGGCAAAGGACAUAGUGAAUAUCAUUGCUUGUGAAGGGAAGGAGAGGGUGGAGAGACAUGAGCUGCUUGGGAAGUGGAGAUCCAGGCUGACCAUGGCAGGAUUCAAGCCUUACCCACUUAUCUCUUAUGUGAAUUCAGUGAUAAAGACGUUGCUGGGAUAUUACAGUGAUAAGUAUACAUUGGUGGAGAAAGAUGGUGCAAUGUUACUGGGUUGGAAGAAUAGAAACCUGAUCUCAGCCUCUGCAUGGUACUGAUUGUAGAAUUGUAUGCAGAGCACUUCAGGGAAAAAGGUUAGCGAGUUGUGAAUGCCCUCAAUAAGUUUUGUAUGAUCCUCAUGUUGCAGGUUCAUUUCUUUCUUUGUAUGUAUGCAUAUGUGAAUGCUGCAUCUGAUGUAAUCCAUACAUAGGCUGGGAUACAAUCUUUAUGGUAGUUCGAGGAGGUUGAUUUUUCUGUCCAAUGUUCUCGAAUAGGUAGAAUCCAGGCUGGUUAUGACUAAGUGGCUUGAAUCCAAGUCUCUUCUACAAGCAUAAGAGACUCUACCAACUCAGACCAGCCAGUUGGCAUCCUUUGCUCUGUUCAUGAGGUUAUUGACUCGAGUCAUUGAUGUUUCUUUCAUGGUUUGCCACUGAUUUGACGUGAGAGGAAGAGGUGGUUCCAACAGUUGGGGCACCUGGCUGCAAAUGGUGCACUUGGUUAUCAGCUCUGGCUUGAUUAAGACAGGCAGCUUCCCUGCCAUGGGUAUUUGCAUGAAUUGAAGCUGCUGCCUGCUCAAUAUUUCUGGGAAGAGGAUGUUGAGCACUACUCCUCCCAUGAGAAUCUCCUUUUAAGAUCACCUUGGUUGCUUGCAAAUCCAAGAUUGCAGCUUUGAGUCUGAGCUAUGUUGCAUUUUAACUGAGCAACAAGAACUGAAAAUGUAGCACUGGGAACAGUGCCCACCAUUGAUGUUCUGUCUGCUCGAUCCCAAAUAAUGAACCAUCUCUUGCUGAUGUUGGAUGAACAGGGCCAUUGAGAUAUACUUUGAUGCAAUCCGGUUGAGGGGACUGCCAAGAGACGAGUUGUGUUGAAGAGAGAUCCAUGCAAAGCAGGGGUCAAAAAGGAGACCCAGUGGACAGAUUCAGUGGUCAUAACCUUCACUCAAGACUCUUUCUAAGUAUUCAUUGGCAAGGGUGAUUGCAAUAGCCAGAAGAUGUUAGGGGAUCCAGUUUUUUUGCUGGAACACUUCAUGUUUUCCUCCUUUCCAGACCUUCCAAAGGAUAUAAAUCAAAUAUGAAUGGGCAAUUGACAUAUGUUGAGAAUCCAGUGGUCAAGCCCGCUACUCAGCUUGAUGUCAACUCCCAAGAACUGGAGCUGGGAGAUGGUAGGCAUGCUCACCAAAUUCCAAACACCAUGAACUUAGCACAUUAUGCAUGGUCAAUCGAUUCACUGGGUUCAUGACAACGAGGACAGCAUGCUUCAGACAAACCUUUUUGAGGCAAGAAAUAGUGCUGUAGGAAGCCGACACUGUCUUCCAUGGAAAACAUCUCACUCUUCAAUGCAUUAUAGCUUUCCACACCCAGCUAAACUCAGGGGGAUCUAUCGAGCAAUCAUAGAUCUGUAGAUCUCUCGCACUUUUCUAGUGCUCCUAUAGGUCUUCCCCAAAACAGAGAAUGCCCCCUCCAUGAUGACUAGUUUUUGGGAUUUGAAGAAUCUGUCUGCAAUUACAGGAGGAAAACAGUAAUUAAUAAGUUCCUCAUUCCAAACCCCAUUCCUUAGAAGAUGCAAGCAAAUUCUCAUCUCGAGAUGUCAGAAGGUGCAAGAUCAACGAGUUGUAUCUAUUGGAAAUGUCCUCGAUUCCUAGGCUUAUUCUGUAGCACCAAGUACAUACGGGGAAAUACUGCUAACUUGCCGUGUGGUCCUAUUUAUAA
Messenger RNA from Elaeis guineensis (African oil palm), 3522 nucleotides. RefSeq names its product chitin-inducible gibberellin-responsive protein 1. The record is from RefSeq and is a predicted model, not a curated record. Lineage: Eukaryota; Viridiplantae; Streptophyta; Magnoliopsida; Arecales; Arecaceae.